AUGUUCUUCUCCGGGUUCUCGUACCAGCACCACCACCAGCCAGGCUCAGGCAGUCCUCCCGGGGACGCCGCCGCGGAUCCGUACGACGACGGCGACCACAACCUCACGGUGCUCCUCACCUUCAGCAUCUUCUUAUCCUUCAUCCUCCUCUACCUGGUCGCCGGCAUCGUCUGGGCCUCCGCCGUCACGGCCUGCGCCGUCGCGCUCUCCAUCUGCUACCUCAAGGUUCAGCGGCGGCGGCGCGCCGUGCUGAGGCGUGAGGCGGCACUGCGCGCAGCUGCCGGCGGCGGGCCCGGGGGUGUCGCGGCGGUCGCCGUGUCGGCGGCGAUCCCGGCGUUUGCGUACAAGCGGGAGGGUGCCGGCGGCGGUGGCGGGGACGCGACGGGGUGGGCGCAGUGCGUGAUAUGCCUGGGGCUGGUGCAGGUCGGCGAGGUGGUCCGGCGGCUGCCGGCGUGCAAGCAUCUGUUCCACGUGGAGUGCAUCGACAUGUGGCUGCGCUCGCACUCGACUUGCCCCAUCUGCCGUGCCGCCGUCGAGCCCGCCGAUGGCCAGCCGGAGCCGCCGGUUUGA
Setaria italica (foxtail millet) is the source of this 570-nucleotide messenger RNA. RefSeq names its product RING-H2 finger protein ATL39-like. Bases 1 to 570 code for a protein of 189 amino acids. NCBI's taxonomy places the organism in Eukaryota, Viridiplantae, Streptophyta, Magnoliopsida, Poales, Poaceae. The record is from RefSeq and is a predicted model, not a curated record. The transcript has a single exon.